Messenger RNA from Ricinus communis (castor bean), 2302 nucleotides. Its product is annotated as protein LUTEIN DEFICIENT 5, chloroplastic. The transcript has 16 exons. The record is from RefSeq and is a predicted model, not a curated record. Gene Ontology annotation, molecular function: heme binding; oxidoreductase activity, acting on paired donors, with incorporation or reduction of molecular oxygen; iron ion binding. The coding region runs from base 183 to 2072 and encodes 629 amino acids. NCBI's taxonomy places the organism in Eukaryota, Viridiplantae, Streptophyta, Magnoliopsida, Malpighiales, Euphorbiaceae. Gene Ontology annotation, biological process: xanthophyll biosynthetic process. Gene Ontology annotation, cellular component: chloroplast.
CAAAAUGGUUGGAGCCUGCAUUAUCAUAAAUGUCUGUAGCUAAAACAGACACAUAAACUGAUAGACCCCAUCAUCAUAAUUCAAUACCAUCCCUUUCUUUUUACUGUUGAUUAGCAAUAGUUUCAGUUUAGCAUUUAAUUUAUCAGCUCUUCAAUCUCUUAACUCAGAAGGGCAGCAGCUAAAUGGCUGCCAAUUUUGCUCUCCUUCAAGUCCCAUCAUCCAUCUCUGCUAAGCACCAUUGUUUGCAAACUAAGUUUCAAGUUAGAAGAGUUAAACCCAUCAACCUAUCUUCAUUCCCUCCUACCCAAAAUGGGAAGCGUAAAUUUGCUGUUAUUUCAUGUGCUUCCUCAAAGGGAAGAGAGCCUGAGUCAGAGGAAGAUCCAGUCAAGAGUGUAGAGAGGAUUCUUGAAGAGAAACGACGAGCUGAAUUGUCUGCUAAGAUUGCUUCUGGAGAGUUCACUGUACAGCAAUCUGGCUUUCCAUCUAUAUUGAGGAAUGGUUUGUCAAAACUGGGGGUUCCAAAUGAAACUUUGGAAUUCCUAUUCAAAUGGGUCGAUGCUGGUGAAGGUUAUCCUAAGAUUCCAGAGGCAAAAGGAGCAAUUAGUGCCAUUAGAAGUGAGGCUUUCUUCAUACCCUUGUAUGAGCUUUACCUCACUUAUGGUGGAAUUUUUAGAUUAACUUUUGGACCUAAGUCCUUUCUGAUUGUUUCUGAUCCUUCUAUUGCGAAACAUAUACUUAGAGACAAUUCAAAGGCUUAUUCAAAGGGUAUCUUGGCUGAAAUUCUAGAUUUUGUCAUGGGGAAAGGACUCAUCCCAGCUGAUGGAGAAAUAUGGCGUGUCAGACGACGUGCUAUAGUCCCAGCUUUCCAUCAGAAGUAUGUAGCAGCCAUGAUUGGCUUGUUCGGACAGGCAACAGAUAGGCUUUGCAAGAAGCUUGAUGCAGCUGCAUCUGAUGGGGAAGAUGUAGAGAUGGAAUCACUUUUCUCCCGGUUGACAUUAGAUAUCAUAGGGAAGGCAGUAUUUAAUUACGAGUUUGAUUCACUUGCAAAUGAUACUGGAAUAGUUGAGGCUGUUUACACAGUUUUGAGAGAAGCAGAAGAUCGAAGUGUUGCACCAAUUCCAGUCUGGGAGAUUCCAAUUUGGAAAGACAUCUCACCACGGCAAAGGAAAGUCUCGGCAGCCCUCAAGUUGAUCAAUGAUAUACUUGAUGACCUUAUUGCAUUAUGCAAGAGGAUGGUAGAUGAAGAAGAGUUACAGUUUCAUGAUGAGUAUAUGAAUGAACAAGAUCCUAGUAUUCUCCACUUCCUGUUGGCAUCAGGGGACGAUGUUUCUAGCAAGCAACUUCGUGAUGACUUGAUGACAAUGCUUAUAGCUGGACAUGAAACGUCAGCUGCAGUUUUAACAUGGACAUUUUAUCUUUUAUCCAAGGAGCCAAGUGUCUUGUCCAAGCUCCAAAACGAGGUUGAUACAAUUCUAGGAGAUCGAUUUCCAACUAUAGAGGACGUGAAGAAACUCAAGUACACAACUCGAGUAAUCAAUGAAUCUUUGAGGCUCUAUCCACAACCGCCUGUAUUGAUUCGGCGUUCUCUUCAGGAUGACAUGCUUGGGAAGUACCCCAUAAAAAGGGGAGAAGAUAUAUUUAUAUCUGUUUGGAACCUGCAUCGCAGUCCACAUUUAUGGGAUGAUGCAGAAAAGUUUAACCCUGAAAGAUGGCCUUUAGAUGGGCCAAAUCCAAAUGAGACAAACCAAAAUUUCUGUUACUUGCCCUUUGGUGGAGGACCAAGGAAAUGUGUUGGGGACAUGUUUGCUUCAUUUGAGACUGUUGUGGCAACAGCCAUGCUAGUUCGAAGAUUCAAUUUUCAGCUAGCCCUUGGAGCCCCUCCUGUUAAAAUGACAACAGGAGCGACAAUCCACACAACAGAAGGAUUGACGAUGACAGUAACACGAAGAAUACAACCUCCCAUAAUGCCAAUGCUGGAUAUGCCAGCAAUGAAAGGGGAUGCACCUGGAAGUGUUCCCAGCGGGGAAUCUCAGCUCGGUCAGAAAGGUGAAGUUUCUCCUGCCCAUUCCUGAUUUGAUAUAAGCCCAUACCUUUGCUGUGAUUCAAUUAAUAGGGAGUAGAAGGAAAGAAAAAAGCAAAAAACCAAUCUGGAAGAGGUCGAAAUGUCUUCAUUUUCCAAGUUUUUAAAGUUGGUAGCAAAGCAAUGUACCCUCCUCAGAGAGAUAUAUAUAUACCCCUUUGCACUUAUAAUGUAAGAAACUGUUGAAAUCUUGAAGUUGGUUAUUAUAAGACAAUUUUUGCA